Molecule: messenger RNA, 1764 nt
Organism: Penicillium argentinense
Lineage: Eukaryota; Fungi; Ascomycota; Eurotiomycetes; Eurotiales; Aspergillaceae
Product: amino acid permease GAP1
Exons: 3
Coding region: 1-1764 (587 amino acids)
Biological process (GO): amino acid transmembrane transport
Cellular component (GO): membrane
Molecular function (GO): amino acid transmembrane transporter activity
Source: RefSeq, a predicted model, not a curated record
AUGGACGAGAAGAAGUUUGAGUCGAGCACGGUCCAAACGACCGCGGACCACCUGCCUGCGUACGGUGACUCUCAGGCCACCAAAGCCAGCUUCGGCCAGCGAUUCAUCGACAGCUUCAAGCGCGAUCCCAACGCCAAUGUGACCGGUGGACAUGGCCAUGCCGAGGGAGCCGAUGGAUCAGGUUUCGAUGUCGAGGGCGCCGCAGCCAACACGGCUAGAUCCCCGUUGCAGCGUCGGCUCAAGGGUCGCCAUCUGCAAAUGAUUGCCAUCGGUGGCUCAAUUGGUACCGGUCUCUUCGUCGGUUCCGGCUCUGUGCUGGCGACUGGUGGUCCCGCCUCUGUGAUUAUCGCCUACUGUCUGAUCGGUGUCAUGCUCUACUGCACCGUGCAUGCGCUCGGUGAAAUGGCUGUUUUGUUCCCCGUUGCUGGUUCGUUCGCGCACUACUCCACUCGUUUUGUGGAUCCCGCUUGGGGCUUUGCGAUGGGUUGGAACUAUGCGCUACAAUGGCUGGUUGUCCUGCCGCUAGAGAUCGUCGCUGCGUCCAUUACGGUCGACUACUGGAAUCCUGGUGUCUCGAAUGCGGCCUGGGUGUCUAUCUUCUGGGUUAUGAUCGUCUCGAUUAACUUGUUCGGUGUCCGCGGUUAUGGUGAGGCUGAGUUUGUCUUUUCCAUUAUCAAGGUCACUGCCGUCGUGGGCUUCAUCAUCCUCGGUAUCAUCCUCAACUGCGGUGGCGGUCCCGAAGGUGGCUACAUUGGUGGAAAGUACUGGCAAUCUCCCGGUGCCUUCAACAACGGCUUCAAGGGUCUGUGCAGUGUAUUCGUCAAUGCUGCCUUCGCCUUUGCUGGAACUGAGCUGGUCGGUCUCGCUGCCGCUGAGACUGCCAACCCCCGCAAGUCUCUCCCCACCGCUAUCAAGCAGGUGUUCUGGCGUAUCGCACUGUUCUACGUCGUCUGCCUGACUCUCGUCGGUCUUCUGGUCCCCUACGACAACGAGCGUCUACUUAGCGGAUCUUCCUCGGCCGACGCGAAGGCCUCGCCCUUUGUCAUUGCGAUCGAGAAUGCCGGUAUCAAGGGCCUUCCCUCGGUUAUGAAUGUCGUUAUCAUGAUCGCUGUCCUGUCCGUCGGUAACUCGUCUGUCUAUGGUUCCUCGCGUACCCUCGCUGCUCUGGCCGAGCAGGGCCAGGCUCCUCGCUUCCUGGCCUACAUUGACCGUAAGGGUCGCCCGAUUUGGUCUAUUGCAGUCGCCUCUGCACUGGGUCUGCUCUGCUUCCUCGCUGCCUCGGAUAAACAGACCGAUGCCUUCAACUGGAUGAUGGCCAUCUCCGGUCUGUCCUCCAUCUUCACCUGGGGCUCUAUCUGCUUCUGCCACAUCCGAUUCCGUCGCGCCUGGAAGCUACAGGGCCACAGCCUGGACGAGCUGGCCUUCCGCUCCCAGCCCGGCGUCAUCGGCUCCUGGAUCGGCUUCAUCUUCAACUGCCUCGUCCUCAUCGCGCAGUUCUGGGUCGGCUUCGCCCCCGUAGGAUACGGUGAGAUGACCAGUGCUGCGCGCGUCGAGAGCUUCUUCCAAUCUUACCUUGCUGCUCCCAUCGUCGUCCUCUUCUACAUCCCGUACAAGUUCUACUACAAGACCAAGAUUGUCCGCACUCGUGAGGUGGAUCUGAUCACCGGUCGCCGGGAUAUGGAUGUGCAGCAUCUGAUUGAGCAGGAGAAGGCCGAGCAAGCUGCCUGGCCUAUGUGGAAGAAGUUCUACAAACUCUUCUGCUAG